This is a messenger RNA of Mustela erminea (ermine), 1474 nucleotides long. RefSeq names its product GDP-mannose pyrophosphorylase B (gene GMPPB). Gene Ontology annotation, molecular function: GTP binding; mannose-1-phosphate guanylyltransferase (GTP) activity. Bases 147 to 1229 code for a protein of 360 amino acids. The record is from RefSeq and is a predicted model, not a curated record. Gene Ontology annotation, biological process: GDP-mannose biosynthetic process; cell wall mannoprotein biosynthetic process. The transcript has 10 exons. Lineage: Eukaryota; Metazoa; Chordata; Mammalia; Carnivora; Mustelidae. Gene Ontology annotation, cellular component: cytoplasm.
CGGCUCGGGCUUACGUCACCGCCCGCCUAGGUCCGGCCUGACUUCGGGGCCAGCCGCCCUCCGACUCUCGUCGUGUACUGCUGUGUACUGCCCCGGGCCGGCGUCGGAGUGGACUGGGCGGCCAAGGCAGAGCCAGAGUGGGCGCGAUGAAGGCACUGAUCUUGGUGGGCGGCUAUGGGACGCGUCUGCGGCCGCUGACGCUGAGCAUCCCGAAACCACUGGUGGAUUUCUGCAAUAAGCCCAUCUUGCUGCACCAAGUGGAGGCGCUGGCCGCGGCAGGCGUGGACCACGUGAUUCUGGCCGUGAGCUACAUGUCUCAGGUGCUGGAGAAGGAAAUGAAGGCGCAGGAGCAGAGGCUGGGAAUCCGAAUCUCCAUGUCCCAUGAAGAAGAGCCUCUGGGGACAGCUGGGCCCCUGGCACUUGCCCGUGACCUGCUCUCUGAGACUGCAGAACCUUUCUUCGUCCUCAACAGUGACGUGAUCUGUGAUUUCCCCUUCCAAGCCAUGGUGCAGUUCCACCGGCACCACGGCCAGGAGGGCUCCAUCCUGGUGACCAAAGUGGAGGAACCCUCGAAGUAUGGUGUGGUGGUAUGUGAGGCUGACACAGGCCGCAUUCACCGGUUCGUGGAAAAGCCACAGGUGUUUGUGUCCAACAAGAUCAACGCAGGAAUGUACAUCCUGAGCCCCGCGGUGCUGCGGCGCAUCCAGCUGCAGCCUACAUCCAUUGAGAAGGAGAUCUUCCCUGUCAUGGCCAAGGAGGGGCAGCUAUAUGCCAUGGAGCUGCAGGGCUUCUGGAUGGAUAUAGGGCAGCCCAAGGAUUUCCUCACCGGCAUGUGCCUCUUCCUACAGUCCCUACGACAGAAGCAGCCUGAGCAACUGUACUCAGGCCCUGGCAUUGUGGGCAACGUGCUGGUGGACCCGAGUGCCCACAUCGGCCGCAACUGUAGCAUUGGCCCCAACGUGAGCCUGGGCCCGGGUGUGGUGGUGGAAGAUGGUGUGUGCAUCCGGCGGUGCACGGUGCUGCGGGGUGCCCGCAUCCGCUCCCACUCCUGGCUUGAGUCCUGCAUUGUGGGCUGGCGCUGCCGCGUGGGCCAGUGGGUGCGCAUGGAGAACGUGACGGUGCUGGGUGAAGAUGUCAUCGUUAACGACGAGCUCUACCUCAAUGGGGCCAGCGUGCUGCCCCAUAAAUCUAUCGGCGAGUCGGUGCCGGAACCUCGCAUCAUCAUGUGAGGGGAUGCUGGGGGCUGGCUGAGUCCCCAUUUCCCUGUUGGCAGGGGGCACCCUGGCCUGAUACAUCCGAAGGCCCUGGACUCACUGUUUAUCUGGGAGGACCGGACAAGGCUGAAGGGUUGGGACACCUGCCCUCCUGUGGACACAAUCUGGCAGGUCCCUUGCUGAGCAUACCCCACAAAGCCUACUCCCUCAAGAAGGGCCGGGCCAGGGCUGUAUGGAAUAAUAAUUUAAUGCUCACUGUG